GCCUUCCCCGCGAGCUAGCCAGAUUCGCCGGCGCUGCCGGGAAGAGGGAGGGAAAGGCAGCGGCUGGAGGCUGGGGACCACCGGGUCCUGAGACAGAGGAGGAACGCGCUACGGUGCCCUCCCCUCUCCUGCGCGCUCACUCUGCCCUCCCCACGCCACUCGCCCACCGACCGCACCCGGCUCCACUGGGAAGCACCCGGGCCAAGCUGGGGCGGGGGCCCUCCCUGCCUCUCGGGCACCUCGGAGAGAAGGACUCGGCGCCGGGGACCGCGCCCGGGCUGAGGCGCCCCUGGCACCGAGAGCGCUGGUUGCGCCAGACGUGGCCUGAUGGACGCCUGGUGUGGACGAUGAGGGAAGAACAUGCCUCCCACACCCCAGAGGUGACCCUGGAGCGCGCCCUGGAUGCCCUUGCGACCCAGAACCAUGCGCCUGGCCUGCAUGUUCUCCUCCAUCCUCCUGUUUGGAGCUGCAGGCCUCCUUCUCUUCAUCAGCCUGCAGGACCCCACAGAGCUCGCCCCCCAGCAGGUGCCAGGAAUGAAGUUCAACAUCAGGCUGCAGCAGCCCCACAAUGCUUUCUCACUAGGAAGUUCCCAGGAUGGUGACUUGAAGGUGCCCACAGAGCGGGGCACCCGUGACGGGUUUAGUCCCUCUCCCAGGGGCCUCAACCCCCAGAGGGACAGCCUGGGGCCUCUGGUGCAUGACCAGCCAGGACCCCACCUAAAGAUGGGGGCUCGCCCGCGACUCCAGCAGCGGCGGCGGCGGCUGCUUAUCAAGAAAAUGCCUGCUGCCGCAGCCAUCCCAGCCAACAGCUCAGCCGGCACCCUGGAAAGGCCGGGCCCCCGGGCCCUGAACGGCCACUGGGUCAGCCUGCAAGAGAGCCAGCAGGAGCGCAAGAGGCUGAUGCGAGAGGCGUGUGCCAAGUACCGGGCAAGCAGCAGCCGCAGGGCCGUCACGCCGCGCCACGUGUCCCGCAUCUUCGUGGAGGACCGUCACCGCGUCCUCUACUGCGAGGUGCCCAAGGCCGGCUGCUCCAACUGGAAGCGGGUGCUGAUGGUGCUCGCCGGGCUGGCCUCGUCCACCGCCGACAUCCAGCACAACACCGUGCACUACGGCAGCGCCCUGAAGCGGCUGGACACCUUCGACCGCCAGGGCAUCCUCCACCGCCUCAGCACCUACACCAAGAUGCUCUUCGUCCGAGAGCCCUUCGAGAGGCUUGUCUCCGCCUUCCGCGACAAGUUCGAGCACCCCAAUAGCUACUACCACCCAGUCUUCGGCAAGGCCAUCCUGGCCCGCUACCGGGCCAACGCCUCGCGGGAGGCGCUGCGGACAGGCUCCGGUGUGCGGUUCCCCGAGUUUGUCCAGUACCUGCUGGACGUGCACCGGCCCGUGGGCAUGGACAUCCACUGGGACCACGUCAGCCGCCUCUGCAGCCCCUGCCUCAUCGACUACGACUUUGUGGGCAAGUUUGAAAGCAUGGAGGACGAUGCCAACUUCUUCCUGAGCCUGAUCCACGCACCACAAAACCUGACCUUCCCUCGGUUCAAGGACCGGCACUCGCAGGAGGCGCGGACCACAGCCAGGAUCACACACCAGUACUUCUCCCAGCUCUCCACCCUGCAGAGACAGCGCACCUACGACUUCUACUACAUGGACUACCUGAUGUUCAACUACUCCAAGCCCUUCGCUGACCUGUACUGAGGGGCGGGCCCGCUCCAGCCACUCCCCCUCCGCAGGCACCCUGCUCUCCUGUCUCCACCGGCCCCCAGUCCAGCAGCUGAGGGGUAUCCUGAGCAACAGGGCCCCAAGGACAUGAGGAGCUGUGGCUGCAGGUGAAGCAGGUGGGGGACAGAAGCCCCAGGCCUUGGAUGGGGACUCUGGCCCUUGUCUGAGACCCCUUCCCUCCCUUCUUGGCUGAAGGAGAUGCCCUUGGGGGUAGGCUAGACACCUUAGAGUGUCACUCUGCUCAGCUAAGUCUCACAAUGACCAGGGAAGCCUGAGGCCCAGAGGAUGAGGGCCCCAGCCUUGAGGGAUGCCCUGCAGUCCCUGAACCAUUGCCUUGUACCAAACCACGUGGUUUGCGCUUUUCUACAAUCCAGGGGGAACUCCCCUUGAAAUGAGGUUUCAAAUAAAGCACAUGGUUUCCAGAGCAGCUGGGUCUGCACUCUGUCUGGUGGUGUGGGAUCACCUGAUUUCUCCACAUGCCGUCUGGGGCUGUCCCCUCCCCAGUGCAGCCUGAGCCAAGUCCUACAGGCCCUGCUGUAGGGAAGCCCAGGGC
Loxodonta africana (African savanna elephant) is the source of this 2275-nucleotide messenger RNA. It is a transcript of the gene CHST8, whose product is annotated as carbohydrate sulfotransferase 8. The record is from RefSeq and is a predicted model, not a curated record. Gene Ontology annotation, molecular function: sulfotransferase activity. Bases 403 to 1698 code for a protein of 431 amino acids. Lineage: Eukaryota; Metazoa; Chordata; Mammalia; Proboscidea; Elephantidae. The transcript has 4 exons. Gene Ontology annotation, cellular component: membrane. Gene Ontology annotation, biological process: proteoglycan biosynthetic process; carbohydrate biosynthetic process.